Messenger RNA from Cuscuta campestris, 970 nucleotides. Lineage: Eukaryota; Viridiplantae; Streptophyta; Magnoliopsida; Solanales; Convolvulaceae. The record is from the annotation of a GenBank genome assembly.
AUGGAAGAAAUCCAUGAAGGAAUAUGCUCAGCACAUCAGGGAGCCUUCACGAUGUCCAGGAAAGUAACCUUGCAAGGAUACUUCUGGCCAACGAUUAUUAGAGAUUGUGCAGAGUAUGUGCGUAAAUGCAAGGUUUGCCAGGAGUUCCAGAGGGUGCCGGGGCGACCGGCGACAAAUUAUACCCCGAUCAGCACGGCGAGUCCCUUUGCUCGGUGGGGCAUCGAUCUGGUCGGUAUUUUGCCUCGAGGAACGGGAAACAACACAUAUCUGGUGGUCGCAAUCGACUACUUCACCAAGUGGGUCGAGGCCGCCCCCGUACCGACCAUCACUGCAGAACAGAUGACGAAGUUCGUUUCCAAGCAAAUUUUGUGUCGAUUUGGGGUGCCUCAGCAAAUCAUCACUGACAACGGAACCCAAUUCGAGGCCGGAGGGUUCAAUGAGUUUCUACAGAGUUGGGGCAUAGGUCACAGCUAUGCAGCGGUCGGGUACCCUCAAACCAAUGGACAGGUCGAGAACACCAAUCGCACCAUCAUGGACGGACUCAAGAAGAAAAUAAAGGAAUGCAAAAGUGCCUGGGUGGAGGAAUUGCCCUACAUCUUGUGGACCUACAAGACUACCCCAAGGAAGGCUACAGGUGAAACUCCUUUCUCGCUCACAUAUGGAUUUGAAGCAAGGGCUCCAGCAGAGACCUCAUUGUUGAGCUAUAGAGUGGAGACGUUUGAUGCACAAGAGAAUGAGGAGAAUUUGAGGGCAGAACUGCACCUCGUUGAUGAGUGAAGGGAAAGGGCAUAUAUGCGAGCAGAAAAUUAUCGCCGACAGGUCAAGUCAUAUCACGACCAGCGGGUACGACCAAGGAAGUUCCAGGUGGGCGACGGGGUCCUUCGGAAAAGGGAAGUCAGCCGACCGACCGAUGGAGGGAAGUUUGCUAAAAGCUUCGAGGGACCAUACAUCAUAAAGGAGGCGUUGGCUG